CCAACGUUGCAAUGGGCGAAGCUGGUGCUGGAGGAGCUGCUGUUGCGGACAAUUUCAAUACGUUUAAGGAGCUCCUAAUUGAGCGACGCGGCCGGCUGCUAAUUAUACAAUUCAAUCGACCAGCUGUACAGAAUGCGCUGCGCCGUCGCACCAUAUACGAGCUACUGCGUGCCCUGGACGUGGCCAAUGCGGAUUCGCACAUCAGUAUCGUUGUGCUGACGGGAAAUGCGAAUGCCUUCACAUCGGGCAAUGACUUGACCGAUCUGCUGGCCUUGCAGCGCAAGAGCGGAGAUGAGGCGCUGGAUGUACACUUUCGGGCCUCGAACUUUGUGAUGAAAUCGUUGGUGAAGAAGAUGCUGAUGAAUCGCAAGGUGCUGAUCGCUCUGGUCCAGGGCAAUUGCAUUGGCCUGGGCGUGGUCAUUUGCGCACUGUGCGACAUUAUCUAUGCCACGGAAUCCGCCCAGUUUUGGCUGCCCUUCUCACAGCUGGGCCUGUGCGCCGAAGGCGGCACCAGCUGGACCCUGCCAGCGUUGUUGGGCCGCAGUAAGGCCGCCGAACUGCUGCUCUUUGGUGAGCGCCUAGACGGCCAGACGGCGCUGCGUCAUGGCAUGAUCGCCAGCCUGGUGCACAAUCAGCAGGAAUUCUGGACGCGCCUCGACAAGCAUUCGCGGCUGCCCUCCGUCUCCUUAAUGAGCACCAAGCGGCUGCUGCUGCAGCCCUGGCGCCAACAACUGCUUGAUGCUCUGGACGCAGAGUCCGACCAGCUGGAAGCAUUGCGUCGCGGCCCGACUUAUCGCGCCCAGAUAAUGGCCUUUGCCAGACGGAGCAAGUUGUAAAAUCCUUAGAUAUAUCAUUUGUUAGUUUUUUGUUUUUUUUUUUUUUUGUUUUAAUAAAGUU
Molecule: messenger RNA, 897 nt
Organism: Drosophila novamexicana
Lineage: Eukaryota; Metazoa; Arthropoda; Insecta; Diptera; Drosophilidae
Product: enoyl-CoA delta isomerase 2, mitochondrial
Exons: 1
Coding region: 12-836 (274 amino acids)
Source: RefSeq, a predicted model, not a curated record